AGCCCUUUCAUGGGUAGAGUUUAGUUUGUUUAUCCUUAAAUGUAUUUCCACCACCGUAAUCUCAAGCAAACACAACAAAAACACGAGAAUUUCAAGUACGGAAAGCAACACAUUAGAAGGACCAAUGUGGAACGUAUCCUCGAUCCUGGAAGGGCUAGAGCAUGAGCAAGGAGUAAACGCGGACCUCCGCGGCAAGAACGUGUUCAACUUGUGCGUGACCUUCUUGUGGAUAUUUCUGUGCAUCUACGUCCUGUCCAAGCUAACCCAACUCGUGGAGCUCUUUCUGUGCCAGCGGCUACUUGGCCAGAAGCAAUGGUACGACGUCCGCACGAUCAAAAACGAGUGGGAGCAGACCCUCCAGCUUUAUGAGGACGAUAAAAGCCAGCUGGACGCACAGGUGCGCGAGUUGCGAGAAAAGAACCUGAGUAUGGAGCGCUUGAUGGUGGACCUGCGAGACUACAACAUCCACUUGAUCAGCGAAAACUAUAUGCUGUCCGUGAUGCACGAACAGAAACCAAGGCCGGCCGAGCCGAACAUCUACAUCACCAACAGCCACUUCCAUCUCACUCGCCAGAUGUUUCUGAACGAUAGUCAAAUCAAUCUGAACGUCCAUGACCAUGGCGAGAAAGGAGCUUCCGGGGAGGGCAAAAAUGUCUGGCUGCAGUAUCUAAGGAUGCGCAAGUGCUAUAUGAGCCCGAUUGCCGAUCCGAAUUCGAUAGAUCCCAGCAGCACCACCAAGCAGAUUCUCCCAAUUGUUAUGAGCACCGAGCAGUUGGCCGAAUUGCAAGGCAUGAUCUAGUUAGUUUUAAGUUAUAUGCAAACAUAAAUCUCGAUUGUUGUAUUGAUCGCAAAGAAAAAAGCUCAAACAAAUAUAUUUAAAUU
Messenger RNA from Drosophila melanogaster (fruit fly), 882 nucleotides. RefSeq lists its product as uncharacterized. The transcript is spliced from 3 exons. Lineage: Eukaryota; Metazoa; Arthropoda; Insecta; Diptera; Drosophilidae. The coding region runs from base 125 to 799 and encodes 224 amino acids. The record is from RefSeq and is marked reviewed.